AUGGCGUCGUGGCUGCCGGAGACUCUGUUUGAGAUUGUAGGACAAGGCCCGGCGCCGAGCAAAGACUAUUACCAGUUGUUGAUCACCCGGACUCAGAUCAUCUUUAGAUGGUGGAAGAUUUCUCUGAGAAGUGAGUAUCGGUCAGCAAAACCUGGAGAAACGAAGGAAACUCACGAAGACUUCCUAGAUAACUCUCAUCUCCAAGUUCAAGUCGCCGUAGUAUUUGGUGCAAAAAUAUUAGACUAUGUCUUCAACCUGUGCGAAGGUAAAUUUGACUACCUGGAGCGGCUCUCCGACAGACUGCUGCUGAAGAUCAUCUGCUACCUGGACCUGGAAGAUAUUGCCAGGCUCUCUCAGACAUCAAGCAAGUUUGAGAAGUUGUGCAAGAGUGACUUGCUGUGGGAGCAGAUAGUCCAGUCCACCUGUGACACCAUCACCCCUGACAUGCGGGCCUUGGCGAACAACAUGGGCUGGAGACAGAUGUUCCUCACCAACAACAUCCAGCUCCAGAGGCAGAUCCGCAAGAAGAAGCAAAGGCAGGAAAACCAGACGGAGAACCUUGCUUAG
Mus pahari (shrew mouse) is the source of this 567-nucleotide messenger RNA. It is a transcript of the gene Fbxo36, whose product is annotated as F-box protein 36. The record is from RefSeq and is a predicted model, not a curated record. The transcript has 4 exons. Lineage: Eukaryota; Metazoa; Chordata; Mammalia; Rodentia; Muridae. Gene Ontology annotation, molecular function: protein binding. Bases 1 to 567 code for a protein of 188 amino acids.